AUGCAACAUAUAUGUACUAACUUCCGAACUUCAUCAACAGUCAACUCAUAUUGUACUCCGGCCAAACAUGAGCCACAGCCUAAAUAUGAGUCAGCAUUGGAGCUUGCUAAGUUCUUAAUACAAAGUGAUCUCUCAUGGGAAGCAACUUAUCUUGGAAUAGACCAGGGAAAGCCUAGGCUCCACAAAUAUUUUGGGGAGAGUCCUAGCGUAGAGAAGGGAAUUGGACAAUCUCCCAUGUUAAUGACUUCACUUGGUCAAGGGGAUCAACCAGAAACAGAUACUCCUUUGUUUUUGGCAACUAAGUCAGGCUGCAUACACAUUGCUAAAGAAAUACUGACAUGUUACCCUCAGGCAAUUGAGCAUGUUGAUGACAAAGGACGUAACAUAUUUCAUAUAGCUAUCAGGUACCGCCGAUUAAAGAUUUUCGAGCUUCUAGAGAAAAAAGAAGUGCCCAAGAAGAGGCUAGUACGAAAAAUUGACAACGACGGAAAUUCCAUACUUCAUUUAGUUGGAGUGAAAAGCAAAAUGUAUAUAGCUGAGAAAUUGCGUGGCCCUGCAUUUGAACUGCAAGAGGAAAUUUUAUGGUUUGAGGUGGCGAACUUCUAA
Molecule: messenger RNA, 606 nt
Organism: Juglans regia (Persian walnut)
Lineage: Eukaryota; Viridiplantae; Streptophyta; Magnoliopsida; Fagales; Juglandaceae
Exons: 1
Coding region: 1-606 (201 amino acids)
Molecular function (GO): protein binding
Source: RefSeq, a predicted model, not a curated record